AGAAGUGGGAGCCGGUUGCGAGAGGGAGGGGCGAGUGGAGGUGUUCAGUCGCGCUGGUCAAAAUGGCGGAACGCGGGUACAGCUUCUCUCUCACCACAUUCAGUCCUUCUGGAAAGCUUGUUCAGAUUGAAUAUGCUUUGGCAGCUGUUGCAGCAGGAGCCCCAUCGGUUGGAAUUAAAGCUGCAAAUGGUGUGGUUCUGGCAACAGAGAAAAAGCAGAAGUCCAUUCUGUAUGAUGAACGGAGUGUACAUAAAGUGGAAUCCAUUACCAAACACAUAGGCUUGGUGUACAGUGGCAUGGGCCCUGAUUACAGAGUACUUGUUCACAGAGCACGUAAAUUGGCCCAACAGUACUACUUGGUUUAUCACGAGCCCAUUCCAACAGCUCAGCUAGUACAGAGGAUUGCUUCUGUGAUGCAAGAAUACACGCAAUCUGGAGGUGUACGUCCAUUUGGUGUAUCAUUGCUAAUAUGUGGGUGGAAUGAAGGACGACCAUAUUUAUUCCAGUCUGAUCCAUCUGGGGCUUACUUUGCAUGGAAAGCAACUGCGAUGGGAAAGAAUUACGUGAAUGGAAAGACAUUCCUUGAAAAAAGAUACAAUGAGGAUUUAGAACUUGAAGAUGCAAUUCAUACAGCUAUCUUGACACUAAAGGAAAGUUUUGAAGGUCAGAUGACAGAAGACAAUAUAGAGGUUGGCAUCUGUAAUGAGGCAGGAUUUCGGAGACUCACUCCAACUGAAGUUAAGGAUUAUCUGGCUGCAAUUGCCUAACGUGGGUUAAAGGACACUGCUCAAUACAGAGAGCUGUCUUUUGUUUUUGGUUCUUUUUUUAACUUCAGCCAUUUACGUAUUUGGCUGCUGCACUCUCCUUUCUACUUUGUUCAUCUAAAAGAUUUUUUUAAGAGAAAUAUUAUGAUUCAAAUGCUACUGUCCUAUUACUGAGAUGUGGAGCUAUUGUUCUUAACACAUUAAAUGCUGUACAAGAAUAUUACAGGAGUUUACAGUCUGAAAAAAUAAACAUACAAGUGGUGGAAUAAAUCCUGGGUAAAGCUUAAA
Molecule: messenger RNA, 1052 nt
Organism: Varanus komodoensis (Komodo dragon)
Lineage: Eukaryota; Metazoa; Chordata; Lepidosauria; Squamata; Varanidae
Gene: PSMA2
Product: proteasome 20S subunit alpha 2
Exons: 8
Coding region: 63-767 (234 amino acids)
Biological process (GO): ubiquitin-dependent protein catabolic process
Cellular component (GO): proteasome core complex; proteasome core complex, alpha-subunit complex
Source: RefSeq, a predicted model, not a curated record